Hippopotamus amphibius kiboko is the source of this 8547-nucleotide messenger RNA. RefSeq names its product phosphatidylinositol 4-kinase alpha (gene PI4KA). Gene Ontology annotation, biological process: phosphatidylinositol phosphate biosynthetic process; phosphatidylinositol-mediated signaling. Gene Ontology annotation, cellular component: plasma membrane; cytoplasm. Lineage: Eukaryota; Metazoa; Chordata; Mammalia; Artiodactyla; Hippopotamidae. Gene Ontology annotation, molecular function: 1-phosphatidylinositol 4-kinase activity. The transcript is spliced from 55 exons. The coding region runs from base 13 to 6330 and encodes 2105 amino acids. The record is from RefSeq and is a predicted model, not a curated record.
CGCCGCGGUGCGAUGAUGGCGGCGGCAGCGGCCAGGGGAGGCGGCGGCGGCGGCGGCGGCGGCGGCGGCGGCUCGGGCUCGGGCUCGGGCUCCGGCGCCUCGCGGGGUUUCUAUUUCAACACGGUCCUGUCACUGGCCCGCUCCCUGGCCGUGCAGAGGCCGGCAUCCCUGGAGAAGGUCCAGAAGCUUCUGUGCAUGUGCCCCGUGGAUUUCCAUGGGAUCUUCCAGUUGGAUGAAAGGCGGAGAGAUGCGGUGAUUGCACUGGGCAUUUUCCUCAUUGAAUCAGAUCUGCAGCACAAAGAUUCUGUGGUUCCUUACCUUCUUCGACUUCUGAAAGGUCUUCCAAAAGUGUAUUGGGUAGAAGAAAGCACGGCUCGGAAAGGCAGAGGCGCCCUCCCGGUGGCCGAGAGCUUCAGCUUCUGCCUGGUCACCUUGCUGUCUGACGUGGCUUACAGGGCGCCUGCCCUCAGGGACGAGAUCCUAGAGGCGCUCCUGCAGGUUCUGCAUGUCCUCUUGGGAAUGUGCCAGGCCCUGGAGAUUCAAGAGAAAGAGUACCUCUGCAAGUACGCAGUCCCGUGCCUCAUAGGAAUCUCCCGUGCGUUCGGGCGCUACAGCAGCACGGAGGAGUCCCUCCUGUCCAGGCUCUUCCCCAGAGUCCCCCCGCAUUCCCUCCGCAUCCCCGAGGAGCUAGAAGGCGUGCGGAGGCGGUCCUUCAACGACUUCCGCUCCAUCCUCCCCAGCAACCUGCUGGCGGUGUGUCAGGAGGGCACCCUGAAGAGAAAGGCCAGCAGCGUGUCCAGCAUCUCGCAGGUCAGCCCUGAACGAGCGGCGCCCCCUCCCAGCUCCCCCGGAGGAUCCACCUUUCACUGCUUCGAAGCCUCCUGCCUGCCCGACGGCAGUGCCCCGGAGCCCGACUACUACUUCUCCACCGUCAGCUCCAGCUUCUCUGUGUCUCCUCUUUUCAAUGGCGUCACCUACAAGGAGUUCAGUAUCCCCCUGGAGAUGCUGCGGGAGCUCUUAAACCUGGUCAAGAAGAUCGUUGAGGAGCCUGUUCUCAAGUCCCUGGACGCAGUGGUCGCCAGCGUGAUUGAGGCCAACCCCAGCGCCGACCUCUACUACAGCACGUUCAGCGACCCCCUCUACGUGGCCAUGUUCAAGAUGCUGCGGGACACCCUGUACUACAUGAAAGACCUGCCCACCUCCUUCGUGAAGGAGGUCCACGACUUUGUGCUGGAGCAGUUCAACGCCAGCCAGGGGGAGCUCCAGAAGACCCUGCAUGACGUGGACCGCACCCACAGUGAGCUGAGCCCCCUGAAGCUGCGCUGCCAGGCCAGCGCCGCCUGCGUGGACCUCAUGGUGUGGGCCGUGAAGGACGAGCAGGGUGCAGAGAACCUGUGCGUCAAGCUGUCUGAGAAGCUGCAGUCCAAGACGUCCAGCAAGGUCAUCAUCGCGCACCUGCCCUUGCUUAUCUGCUGCCUGCAGGGCCUGGGCCGCCUGUGCGAGAGGUUCCCGGUGGUGGUGCACUCGGUGACGCCGUCUCUGCGGGACUUCCUGGUGGUCCCAUCCCCCGUGCUGGUGAAGCUGUACAAGUGCCACAGCCAGUACCACACAGCUGCCGGCAACGACAUAAAGAUCAGCGUAACCAACGAGCACUCCGAGUCAACGCUGAGCAUGGCGUCGGGGAGGAAGAGCCAGCCGUCCAUGUACGAGCAGCUGCGGGAUGUCGCCAUUGACAACGUCUGCAGGUGCCUGAAGGCCGGCCUGACGGUGGACGCGGUGAUCGUGGAGGCCUUCCUAGCCAGCCUCUCCAACCGGCUCUACAUCUCCCAGGAGAGCGACAAGGACGCGCACCUGAUCCCCGAGCACACCAUCCGCGCCCUGGGCCACAUGGCGGUGGCCCUGAGGGACACGCCCAAGGUCAUGGAGCCGAUCCUGCAGAUCCUGCAGCAGAAGCUCUGCCAGCCCCCCUCCCCCCUCGACGUGCUCAUCAUCGACCAGCUUGGCUGCCUGGUCAUCACCGGAAACCAAUACAUUUACCAGGAGGUGUGGAACCUCUUCCAGCAGAUCAGCGUGAAGGCCAGCUCUGCCGUGUACUCGGCCACCAAAGACUACAAAGACCACGGCUACCGGCACUGCUCGCUGGCGGUGAUCAACGCCCUGGCCAACAUCGCGGCCAACGUCCAAGACGAGCACCUGGCGGACGAGCUGCUGAUGAACCUGCUGGAGCUGUUUGUGCAGCUGGGGCUGGAGGGCAAGCGGGCCAGCGAGCGGGCCAGCGAGAAGGGGCCCGCCCUGAAGGCUUCCAGCAGCGCGGGCAACCUGGGCGUCCUCAUCCCCGUGAUUGCUGUGCUCACCAGGCGGUUGCCACCCAUCAAGGAACCGAAGCCGCGGCUGCAGAAGCUCUUCCGGGACUUCUGGCUCUAUUCCGUACUGAUGGGCUUCGCUGUGGAGGGGUCAGGACUCUGGCCGGAAGAGUGGUACGAGGGGGUCUGCGAGAUAGCCACCAAGUCCCCGCUGCUCACCUUCCCCAGCAAGGAGCCCCUGCGGUCCGUGCUCCAGUACAACUCGGCCAUGAAGAACGACACGGUCACCCCGGCGGAGCUGAGCGAGCUGCGCGGCACCAUCGUCAACCUGCUGGACCCGGCCCCCGAGGUGUCUGCCCUUAUCAGCAAGCUGGACUUCGCCAUGUCCACCUACCUCCUGUCCGUCUACCGGCUGGAGUACAUGAGGGUCCUGCACUCGACCGACCCUGACCGCUUCCAGGUGAUGUUCUGCUACUUUGAGGAUAAAGCUAUUCAGAAAGACAAGUCUGGGAUGAUGCAGUGCGUGAUCGCCGUCGCCGACAAGGUGUUCGAGGCCUUCCUGAACAUGAUGGCGGAGAAGGCCAAGACCAAGGAGCACGAGGAGGAGCUGGAGCACCACGCGCAGUUCCUGCUGGUGCACUUCAACCACCUCCACAAGCGCAUCCGCAGGGUGGCCGACAGGUACCUGUCCGGGCUGGUGGACAGGUUCCCCCACUUGCUCUGGAGCGGGACGGUGCUGAAGACCAUGCUGGACACCCUGCAGACGCUGUCACUGUCUCUGAGCGCCGACAUUCACAAGGACCAGCCUUACUACGACAUCCCCGACGCCCCCUAUCGCAUCACCGUUCCCGACACCUACGAAGCCCGAGAGAGCAUCGUCAAGGACUUUGCCGCACGCUGUGGGAUGAUCCUGCAGGAGGCCAUGAAGUGGGCGCCCACCGUCACCAAGUCCCACCUACAGGAAUACCUGAACAAGCACCAGAACUGGGUGGCCGGGCUGUCACAGCACACGGGGCUGGCCAUGGCCACCGAGAGCAUCCUGAACUUCGCCGGCUACAACAGGCAGAGCACGACCCUCGGGGCGACUCAGCUCACGGAGCGGCCAGCCUGCGUGAAGAAGGACUACUCCAACUUCAUGGCGUCCCUCAACCUGCGCAACCGCUACGCGGGCGAGGUGUACGGGAUGGUCCGGUUCUCAGACGCCACCGGCCAGACGUCCGACCUGAACAAGAUGAUGGUGCAGGAGCUGAAGGCGGCGCUGGCCGCGGCUGACCCUCAGCCGUACACGCAGGCCAUGUUCAAGCUGACGGCCAUGCUCAUCAGCAGCAGAGACUGUGACCCGCAGCUCCUCCACCACCUGUGCUGGGGGCCCCUCCAGAUGUUCAACGAGCACGGCAUGGAGACCGCCCUGGCCUGCUGGGAGUGGCUGCUCGCCGGCAAGAACGGGGUGGAGGUGCCGUUCAUGCGGGAGAUGGCAGGGGCCUGGCAGAUGACAGUGGAGCAGAAGUUCGGCCUGUUUUCAGCAGAAAUAAAGGAAGCAGACCCCCUGGCUGCAUCGGAAGCCAGUCAGCCCAAACCCUGUGUCCCCGAGGUGACCCCUCACUACAUCUGGAUCGACUUCCUGGUACAGCGGUUCGAGAUCGCCAAGUACUGCAGCUCCGACCAGGUGGAGAUCUUCUCCAGCCUCCUGCAGCGGUCCAUGUCCCUGAGCAUCGGGGGCGCCACGGGGAGCAUGAACCGGCACGUGGCAGCCAUCGGGCCCCGCUUCAAGCUGCUGACCCUCGGCCUGUCGCUCCUGCACGCAGACGUGCUUCCCAACGCCACCAUCCGCAACGUGCUCCGCGAGAAGAUCUACUCCACCGCCUUCGACUACUUCAGCUGCCCCCCGAGGUUCCCCACGCAGGGGGAGAAGAGGCUGCGGGAGGACAUAAGCAUCCUGAUCCGGUUCUGGACCGCCAUGUUCUCGGACAAGAAGUACCUGACCGCCAGCCAGCUGGUGCCCCCAGAUAACCAAGACACGCGGAGCAACCUGGACAUAGCGGUGGGCUCACGCCAGCAGGCCACGCAGGGCUGGAUCAACACGUACCCGCUGUCCAGCGGCAUGUCCACCAUCUCCAAGAAGUCGGGCAUGUCCAAGAAGACCAACCGCGGCUCCCAGCUGCACAAGUACUACAUGAAGCGCCGGACGCUACUGCUGUCCCUGCUGGCCACCGAGAUCGAGCGUCUCAUCACGUGGUACAACCCGCUCUCGGCCCCGGAGCUGGAGCUGGACCAGGCCGGAGAGAGUAGCGUGGCCAACUGGAGGUCCAAGUACGUCAGCCUGAGCGAGAAGCAGUGGAAGGACAACGUGAACCUCGCCUGGAGCAUCUCCCCGCACCUGGCCGUGCAGCUGCCAGCCAGGUUCAAAAACACAGAAGCCAUCGGCAACGAGGUGACUCGUCUGGUUCGCUUGGACCCAGGGGCCGUUAGCGACAUCCCUGAAGCCAUCAAGUUCCUGGUCACCUGGCACACCAUCGACGCCGACGCCCCGGAGCUCAGCCACGUGUUGUGCUGGGCGCCCGCCGACCCGCCCACGGGCCUGUCCUACUUCUCCAGCAUGUACCCGCCGCACCCACUCACCGCACAGUACGGGGUCAAGGUCCUGCGCUCCUUCCCGCCGGACGCCAUCCUGUUCUACAUCCCCCAGAUCGUGCAGGCCCUCAGGUACGACAAGAUGGGCUACGUGCGAGAGUACAUCCUGUGGGCGGCGUCCAAGUCCCAGCUCCUGGCUCACCAGUUCAUCUGGAACAUGAAGACGAACAUCUACGUGGAUGAAGAGGGGCACCAGAGAGACCCCGACAUCGGAGACCUGCUGGAGCAGCUGGUGGAGGAGAUCACAGGCUCCCUGUCCGGCCCGGCCAAGGAUUUCUACCAGCGGGAAUUCGACUUCUUCAACAAGAUCACCAACGUGUCAGCUAUCAUCAAGCCCUACCCUAAAGGUGACGAGAGGAAAAGGGCUUGUCUUUCGGCUCUGUCUGAAGUGAAGGUGCAGCCUGGCUGCUACCUGCCCAGCAACCCUGAGGCCAUCGUGCUGGACAUCGACUACAAGUCCGGAACGCCCAUGCAGAGUGCUGCAAAGGCACCCUAUCUGGCUAAGUUCAAGGUGAAACGAUGCGGAGUGAGUGAACUUGAGAAGGAAGGGCUGCGCUGCCGCGCCGACUCCCAGGAGGAGGGCAGCGCGCCGGAGGCCGACGGCCAGCGCGUCUCCUGGCAGGCGGCCAUCUUCAAAGUGGGAGACGACUGCCGGCAGGACAUGCUGGCCUUGCAGAUCAUCGACCUCUUCAAAAACAUCUUCCAGCUGGUCGGCCUGGACCUCUUCGUGUUCCCGUACCGCGUGGUGGCCACCGCCCCUGGGUGCGGGGUGAUCGAGUGCAUCCCCGACUGCACCUCUCGGGACCAGCUGGGCCGCCAGACAGACUUCGGCAUGUAUGACUACUUCACGCGCCAGUACGGGGACGAGUCCACGCUGGCCUUCCAGCAGGCUCGCUACAACUUCAUCCGCAGCAUGGCCGCCUACAGCCUGCUGCUGUUCCUGCUGCAGAUCAAGGACCGGCACAACGGCAACAUCAUGCUGGACAAGAAGGGCCACAUCAUCCACAUCGACUUCGGCUUCAUGUUUGAAAGCUCCCCGGGCGGCAACCUCGGCUGGGAGCCGGACAUCAAGCUGACAGACGAGAUGGUGAUGAUCAUGGGCGGCAAGAUGGAGGCCACGCCCUUCAAGUGGUUCAUGGAGAUGUGUGUGCGCGGCUACCUGGCCGUCCGGCCCUACAUGGACGCCGUCGUCUCUCUGGUCACCCUCAUGCUGGACACGGGCCUGCCCUGCUUCCGUGGCCAGACAAUCAAGCUCUUGAAGCACAGGUUCAGCCCCAACAUGACGGAGCGAGAGGCCGCCAGUUUCAUUGUGAAGGUCAUUCAGAGCUGCUUCCUCAGCAACAGGAGCCGGACCUACGACAUGAUCCAGUACUAUCAGAACGACAUCCCCUACUGAGGGCCGAGGGGCCGCCAUCCCAGCACCUCGGGCGCGUCCCUGCCCGCCCCUGCGCCCGGCCCGCUGUUUCAUCCCGUGGACAAACGGACCAGCAACGCCCCUGCAGAGCCCGGCAUCCCGAGGCGUCGCCCCCGCGGCCGUGUGGCCGGAACGACAAUCAGAGCCGGUCUCUGCCUGGGCGUGACCUCUGCUUGCACUGCACACAUUCCCUCCUUGUCUUGUCUCAGAGGUACAUGAAGUAUUUUCUUGUGUAUAAAAUACAGAAAAAUUAUAAUAUUCACCGAACAUGAACAAAAUAAAAACAAAAACACUGCACUGGAAGCUGAUUUAGUGUCGGAUCCAGUGCACAUUCUGCUGGGGUGGGGGCGCCCCGGCGGCUGGGCUGUGAGCGUCACAGAGACGGCCCAGCACAGCACAGAGGUACCAGCAGCUCAGGGUUCCCACAGAGGCCAGCGGCCGCCUGUCUCCUCCGCAGGCGUCACUCCGCGUCCUGUCUCUGCCCCGGGCCUUGCCGGUGUCCCCCUCGACCAUCCUCGGGCACUCUGCUCCGACACCACCAUCCUCGUGCAGCAACCUCCCCAGGGCAUCCAUCCCCACCCACGUGACCCUCCGAAGACCCAGAACUAAGAACACCAUGGCAGCAUAUUCACACGAGAGAUUGGUUACACAGCAGGGAAGACAGAGGUGACGACACAACCACGCAAUGAAAGGCAGGGCGGUGAAACUACCAACAACGAGGUGUAAAAGAGGGAGAACUGAGACAGCCCAGCCACCCCGCCGGGAUUCCAGAGUUGGUGAAAAAGACACACUAGCUGCAGGAAGCACAGGAUAAAUAAAAAGAAGCAGCCAGUAUGUAAGCUAAAAGAACUUUUUAAAACAUUACAUUAAUCCAGAAGAGGGCAGGAAAGGAAGAAAACAAGAAGUAACACGGGACAAAGACGUCACACAGUGGCAGAUGACUGACAGUCCCCCAACACCAUUCAUUCUGUUACGUGUCAGUGAACUGAGCGCUCCGAUUAGGAGGCAAGAAUUACAAACAUGGAAACGUGAGACCCAAUUACACACUGACAAGAAGAAGUGCGCUUUAGAGGCACAGACCUGACGCCAAAGUAGAGGAGAAAAGAUUUAUCAACAUCGCGUGUGUGUUUCCGAAGCAAAAUCUGACAGAAUUCAGGGGAGAAAUAAACUAACAGAGUUGGAAAUUUUAACACACUUCUCUGCACAAGUGAUAGAAAAACUGGCAAGAAAGUUGGUGAACACAGGACACCGUCUCCCAUGUUGCCCCGACGUCCCUGUCCACCACCUCAGGCUGACCCCACAGAACUGUGAGGAGUCUCUGAGACACCUGGAAGAACGCUAAACAUCUAGGGGUUGAAAGAGUGGAGCUGAAACACCAGACGACCCACGUAAGAGCCGAGGGCGUGGUCCCAGUUAUACGCCUUAAGGCCGUGUUUGCUGGGGGCGGGGGCAGAGGUGAGCCUGUUCAGGUGGAAAGGAAACCAGAGUAUAGGGUGUGGCUUCCAGAAAGAUGGAACAGAAGACCGGGACGGGGGGCACAGGAAGAACGCACCAUAAAAUGUGGAAAUACACUCGAACACAGCAGACCUGAUUUCAAACCACAACCCCUGGAAAGGACGCCUGUCGAGUUGGCUGCAACAUGAAAGUCAGUUGGAUGCCACGUCCGAGACUCGGCAACAUGGCAAAGCUUACGUCUGGAGAAGUCAGUGCUGCUUACAGUACUGGGUGGACGGUCUAAACGCCCGAGCUGCCGAGCAGAUGGGUCUCGCUAGAGACUCAGAACCAAAUGUAAAAUCUUAAGAACAAGUUCCUCUUCCGAUGAUGCAGGAAACAGAAGAGCAACCCAAGAGCCUGGCCCUUUGAGGAGGUUUUGGGGAAGCCUGGUCUAUACUCAGGACGGCGUGUACCCGAAACACCGCUCCCUUGACGUGAGUGCAAAAAAAUCCAGAACGCUUAAAGGUGAUACACUGACAGCUGUCCUGCUAGACAACACUGUGUCUGUCACCACCUUGUUCAGCACCGGGGGUGUCACGGGUCUGGUCAGGCCACAAAAGGAAACAGUGUAAGACUCUGGAGAGGAGAAAUAAAACCCAGAAAUGGCCUUCGUGAACAUAAAAAUCCAAAAGCUGAAUAUAUUCUAUAGCCAAGGUUCAGGAUAUAGGUUAAUAUUACAGAAGUCAAGUUGUGUGUGUGUGUGUG